AUGAACCACACUCCUAGCCCCCACCUGUCCGAAGGCGGCAAGUCGGCCGGAGGUGGCCUGCUGUGCAGCCUGGGUCUGGGGUCCGACAGGGGGAUCCGCUCCCCGGACAGCCUCACCCACACCCCCAGCCCCACCGGAGGAACCCCAAGCUCUAGCCCCCCGCUGCUGCUGUCGCCCGGGCUGGGAGGCCUCGGGCUGGGAUCCCUAGGGGCGAUGGGCGACGGAGCCGGGGCUGACUGGGAGAGCAGGGAGGAGCUAAGGCUCAGGGAGCUGGAGGAGGCUCGGGCCAGAGCGGCCCAGAUGGAGAAGACUAUGAGGUGGUGGUCGGACUGCACCGCCAACUGGAGAGAGAAGUGGAGCAAGGUUCGUGCAGAGCGUAACCGUGCACGUGACGAAGUUCGUCAGCUGAGACAGCGACUGGAUACCCUCACCAAGGAGCUGACCAGUGUUCGGCGGGAACGGCAGGAACUGGCCUCAGAGAACGAGAUGCUACGGCAGGAGACACUGCGCCUCCGCGGUGACCACAUGGCCACCCCUACGUCUGCCACCUCUCCAUCUUCCUCCCCCGCACACCCUCGUGGGGCUUCCUCCUCCUCCUCUCCAUCCAUCCAUCCCUCCUCCCCUGCCUCAUUAUCCUCCUCUCAGGUCCACACUGAUGGCAAACUGGACAGGGUUGGGGAGGGCCCACCGGGGUCUCCGGAACCAGAACCAGUGAGGGACGUGGACUUGGACGGACAAAAGAUGGCUCAGCAAAAG
Messenger RNA from Morone saxatilis (striped sea-bass), 756 nucleotides. It is a transcript of the gene ccdc102a, whose product is annotated as coiled-coil domain containing 102A. The transcript is spliced from 2 exons. The annotation marks the transcript as partial. The record is from RefSeq and is a predicted model, not a curated record. Lineage: Eukaryota; Metazoa; Chordata; Actinopteri; Moronidae.